This is a messenger RNA of Truncatella angustata, 1480 nucleotides long. RefSeq lists its product as uncharacterized. The record is from RefSeq and is a predicted model, not a curated record. The transcript has 2 exons. NCBI's taxonomy places the organism in Eukaryota, Fungi, Ascomycota, Sordariomycetes, Amphisphaeriales, Sporocadaceae. The coding region runs from base 182 to 1342 and encodes 386 amino acids.
UUCAAGGUCGCAACAAACACGUCAAAUGGAACCUUAGAUCACAUUCGAAGAUUUCAAAGCAACACAAAUGUGCAGGAUCUUGCUGCAUCUACCACAAACGACAUUGAGUUCUCUUGACACAUACGUGUAAAAGCUAUCUUUCGAAUGUACUACCUCCAUAUAUACUAUUUCACUCAAAGCCAUGAACUCAAAGAAGCAGCACCGUAGACAACAACGCGUCUACGCGGCUUACCGCAGUAUCUUCAACGAAUCAAAGGCAAAAAUCCGCAGCGAGUGGCGAAUCCGCAUACAGGUGGCAAAACACGAAGGUAUUCUGCAGUCUCUCAGUCCCAUGACAAUCGAUGGUAUCUUGGAGCAAGUUUGUUUCCUGUUGAGGAAUGGAGUCUUCGAGUCUGAAAUUAAAGCGCGUCUCCUGUUUCCAGACCUCUUCCCGUCUCUUCCGCUAGGAGACACUGUCGAGAAGACUCCCAGGAAUGAGACUGCAGAGUCUGUGGCUAGAGCAUCUAGUUCUAAGCCCUCGGAUGAAGCCAAUGGGGACGAAUCUGAUGACUGCCAUGCGGAAUCUCUGGAGGCAGAUCAUGUGAAAGAUACGAUUCGUGGGGCAGAGAAGAAUUGUAAUGACGAGGCAUCAUCGGCAGAAGACGUAGUUGGCGAAAGGGCAAUUGUUCAAGAUGAUACGUCAGACAAGAUCAGUAUGGCAGCGAAUCUGCUAUCUGCGACUGAUAGACUCCCCACCCUGAGUCCUGUACAUAUCCAGUAUAAGAUACAGCACUUCCUACUCGACGAGAUCGAACGACAACUCAAGGUAUCCUGCUUCAAUUCGGUUCAUACAACGGAACCACUCGUUCUGGAAGAGCAGAGUAUCAAUUGCCCGGAGGCUUUGGACUUAGAGAAAUGGUUGUGGCUGCUACAAAAGCUUAGCAAGCAGCUAUCUCCUUAUCUAUUCAACUCGGCCAAGCAGGAGCUGAAUGUCACAUUGGAAAAGGCUCAGAGGCUGCAUGGGCUUGUUGUUCGUCAAAUCAAGCUCGCCGCUACAGAUAUUGUUAAUGCAAUUGAAAAUGCUGCUGCAUUAGCCUUUAUACUCAGAGAUCACGAACGAGCCACGCUUUUUAAAAAGAUAUCUGCAGAAGUCUGCUAUACGGCGGAGAUCAUGGUGCAGAUGAAGAAUGAUGCUGAGGUAGCAACAUCUAGGAAGCUACUGGAGAUCCAGCGUAAGCGCGGAAUGCUUGACAUGGAGGAAAAGGCAGCUAUCAACAGUAUGCUGGAGCAUGACGCAGAAAAUACGGCCACGAUGAACAAAUUACUAGAAUUAUCACUUAGCGAAUUACUCGUUACAUCUUAGGAGCAAAAGGUAGAAUUACUGAUUUCAUCGCAUGGGGCUGUGGACGAUUCGCAGCGCCUUUUCUCCGAUGAGACUUCUGAAAUCGGAGGGGAGUGAUGAGAGAUCCUGCGAGCGGCGGGGAAGUUGACACGAGACAGG